AUGACGCUGGCAGCCCGACGAGAUAUCGAGGAACAGAUCGCCCAGCGACAUGGAGAAAUCAUCGACUUGAAGCGUCGGCUGAACACGCUCGUGCUCGUUGCGCGUCUGCCGCCUGAGCUGCUUGCCGAAGUAUUCAUCGCCUACGCUGAAUUGAGCACCAGUCAACAUGUAGAUCAGUACCAUGGGUACACUGUCCACCAGUACCGUUCUCGUUUCCGCAUCGCUCAAGUCUGCCACCACUGGCGCGAAGUCGCUCUCCAAAACCCCCGGCUCUGGGCAGAUAUUUCCCUCGUCAGGCUGCCAUGCGUGAAGGAGAUGUUGGCUCGGUCGAAAGAGGCGCCCCUGACGAUUAGGGGCAGUAUGGAUGACUCCCUGGAGGGCAGGGAUCUAUUUCGAUGCUUUAUUGGUGAGCUGCACCGCGUAAGACACCUCAAUCUUACCGUGCAAACACACAUCUUGCGACAAUUUCAUCGCUCGGAACUAACGCACAUGCCCCUCUUACGAUCCUUGAAAUUGAGCGCAUCGUACGGGGAGAGUCCGCGGAGCGCCGAGCCGCUGCCGUUCAUCUCGACUCUCGCGCCUACACAGCUUCGCGAGCUCGAUGUGACUGGAUAUCCGUUGGACUCCUUUCGAAUGUUCAUUCUCCCGUCCCUCACCAGCCUGUCUUGGUCUGGACAUUCGAUCAAAUCGACGGUUUCCACCGUCCUCGCCUUGCUCCGUGAUACUCCGCUUCUCUGCUCACUCGCGCUAUCCAACUCGCCCUCAAUUUCUGGAGAGGAUCUCCUGCUCCACAUCUCAGAACGUCACGUCGACCUUCCUCAUUUGCAACGUCUGUAUAUUGACUGCGACGUUGUUCCUUGUGCGGAGUUCGUAGCUCAUACAUCAUUUCCGGUGGAGGCUGCGAUUCACUUGAAGGUGGACGGCUUGUUGAACGAAACUCAGCCUCAAGCGGUGGAAGCCAUAGCCUCUGUCAUCGACAGAAUGACGGACGCGCAGCCUCUCCGCACUCUCCUCAUAAAACGUGUACACACAUACGGUCGGGCGCUGGAAUUUAAAGGAUGGACCCACGUACUUCCUCACGAAUCAGAUUCGCACCAGCCCUCGCCGAAAGUACAACUGACGGCGUUGGAUGGAGGGAUUGUCGCCCAGUCAAUCAUGGCGAAACUAGGAAGACGCUUACCGCUCUCCGACGUGGAGUAUCUCCAACUUGAAGAUAUACCCGGCUUCGAAGCAUGGAAAACAUCGUUCGGGCACAUGUCGAAGGUGACCAAACUGCGGGUCAACGGGUUGGCGGCCGAUUUUCUCUCUACUGCGCUGCACUUCCGCAAGUCCAAGAAAAAGAAUCCUGGGAGUCAGAACAGGGACUUGCGAGACGUCAAAGAUAACGACCCGGACGUCCGCCUGUUUCCUCGACUACAGUGUCUUCAAUUGGAAGAAGUGCGAUUUUACGAGAUCUACGAGGAGCCUACGGACGAGGAUGUCAUAGAUAACAUCGAGGCGGCGCUAGCGUCCAGGAAGGUCAGGCGUCGCAAGUUCCAACACCUCGACAUUCGAAGAGCUAUCAACUUCGGCAAGGACGAAUUAGCACGCCUACAGCGAGUUGUCAAGACGCUUACCUGGGACGGAGAGGUAAGUAUAGAGGACGUCGACGAAGACGAAGAUGAAGAAUAUUACGGCGAGGAGAAUGAUUAUUACUCUAUAGGGAUGGGUGGUUUCUGGUCUGACGAUUUUGACGAGGAUCCGUACUAUUUUGACUGAAGCCACUAGCUACUGGUGAGAGCGAGUACGGACGUAUCUUGAACCAAUCGUUGCUGGAGCUGGCCGUUUUGUACUUAUAU
Gloeophyllum trabeum ATCC 11539 is the source of this 1838-nucleotide messenger RNA. RefSeq lists its product as uncharacterized. The record is from RefSeq and is a predicted model, not a curated record. Gene Ontology annotation, molecular function: protein binding. Bases 1 to 1758 code for a protein of 585 amino acids. NCBI's taxonomy places the organism in Eukaryota, Fungi, Basidiomycota, Agaricomycetes, Gloeophyllales, Gloeophyllaceae. The transcript has a single exon.